GCGACCUACAGUGUGUAGAAGUUAUCAGUACAUCCCGCAGUCUUGAACAAUCCUCAGCUCUGGUGUUUGUAGCGCAUUGAAGGAUGGUAAAUUGCUUGUUCGAAGUAACCCGCUACCAAUGGUUGGGUGCGAUCGUGUUGGUGCUGCUCGUAGUACCAGGCUAUGGCGGAAGACACUCUUUCCGACAGCUGUGCAUCACCGAGGAGCAGCAGCGCGGACGCUGCGUACCGGUGAAACAGUGCGACAGUGUGAUGACUACGCUGCGCAAAGACACGCUCACGCCUGAAGACAUCCAAUAUCUGUACGGUACGGAAUGUGGUCGAACGGCGGAAGGGAAGGCACUCGUCUGCUGUCCCCAGAGUUCGCUAGUCCCGGUGGGAGGACCGAUUGAGAGCGGCAUCAACACAACGAUCCGAGUGAACGCCGAAGAGAAACAACCCACAGAGCCCACCCUGGAAGUUGCUUCCAACGCUUGCGGAUUGCAAUCGGCAGUAAAGCUGACAAAUCUCACCAUCGGGCAUCAUCCUUGGACGGUGCUGCUUCACUACGGUGGUCAGGCCCACAGCACCCAGUUUAACUGCAGUGGCACGCUUAUCGCACCAAGCUACGUACUAACUUCGGCAAGCUGUGUGGACGAUGAGGCGGCAUGGAACAACUUAACCGUACGGCUUGGCGAGUGGGAUCUCGAAUCGACGGUCGACUGUAUUCUUGACCCCGACAGCGACGAUCUGGUCUGUGCCGACCCAUCGUACGAUGUACCGGUGGGACAGGUGAUCCUGCACGAAGCAUAUACCGGACGGCGGAACAAUAUUGCACUGCUGAAACUGGCCCAACCGGCGCAUCUAAACGAUUGGGUUAGUCCGAUCUGUUUGCCCGAGUCGCCUGUGCUGAACGAAACGGCGAAGUACGGUGCGGCUGGUUGGAACCAGAGCACUUGCGCGGACCCGAGCAGCCGGUACAAGCAACUGUCCAGCUAUGAUGCACUCAACCAGAAGGCUUGCGAGCGGUACGUCCCAUCGGUAGCGGGCACCUCGUACGGAUUUGUUUGUGUCGCAGUCGGGGAGGAGCAGCCGCUGGGUGAUGCUGGCGGUGGGUUGACGGCAGUGAGAACGAUCGACUCCGCCGGACGCUCGGUGCACGAGCUGGUCGGUGUGCUGAGCUCACUGUCGAGCUGUGCCAACUUUCAGGGUGUUUCCGUUUACACGCGAGUGGCGCAGUACGUGGAUUGGAUCGAGAGCAAGCUAGUAGUGCCGUCUGAUGGAGCUUAACUCACAUCACACUAGUUGGUAGAGUGGUAAUAGAUAAUUACUUUUUUUAAUUGUACGUAUACACUUAAAUGGUAAAGCUUAUUUAGGGAAAACUUGCUAACUGAAUAAAUCACACACGCGACUGGUGCAAUUACGGUUCUAGAUUACUAACGAUCCAAUCGACGAACUGAUUGACUCGGGUGUACACACCCGGCACUCCCUCGAGCCCACACUGGCGGCCGUAACUGACCAGCCCGCCGAGAUACAUGACGCCUUCCGAGUUGCGCUGGCCCACGUACAUCAGCGGUCCGCCAGAAUCGCCCCGGCAGGAGUCUUGUUUCGCCGUACCACCGGCGCAAACCUGCGUCCGAUCGAUGCCGGCCUGUGGGUACUGCUGCUGGCAGGUUUGUUCCGGCACGCCCGACACACCAACGUACAGCUUGUAGCGGCUUCUCGGUGCUGCAAGGAGCAGUGCAGAGUUCGGUGGUUAGUAGGAAUAUGGCUUGAUUGCAAACUACCUACCGCUACCGCUACCUACCGUCCUCCGUUUGACCCCAGCCAGCCACGACGAACCGUUGGCCAUCGUAGGAGAUGGUCCGCUGCGCCGGCUCCAGCGGUAGACAGAUCGGCUGCACGUAAUCGUUAAACACAGCCGGCCGUGCGAGCCGUACCUGGGCGAUGUCGUUCUUUACCGAUUGCUUCUGCACGGCGUAGCCGGGAUGCACGAUAUACUUCUCGAUCGCAAUGUCCUGCACCGGGUCGGCACACACGCGCUCCCCGUACGAGUUGGCACAGUCCUGGUCGGAAUCGAUGUCCCAUUCACCUAGCCGUACGGCCGUUCUGCAAGCAAUGGCAUUGUUAGGGCACUCGAUCUGGUUUGUCCCUGCGCCGACCCGCAUACUUACAGCGUCCAGGAUCGUUGUAUGUUCUCGAUGCAGUGGGCCGCCGUCAGUACGUACCGGUCGCUGAUGAGUGCGCCGCCACAGUGGAACUUUAGCUCACCAUCUGAAAGUGGUCAACAGGGCUCGUGCGUUACAUGGUGGCGAAUGUUUUGGGCAUGUUUCAGCCGCCACUUACUUUUCCGCCGAUGCUGGAUCAGAGCGGUCCACGGAUACUCAUCGAGCUGGGCUCGUUCGCCUCCGAUGAUACGGUCCGUGUACUGCACGCCACAUUCGUCGGGCAGCAGCCGCAGCUGUGUCUCGUACGAUAACCUAUUGCCUAACGGUGUACUGGCGGGCGGACGCGUCUGUACGGGCAGCGGAGCAGCCGUGGUAGCCGGCUGGACGUUCUCGGGCUCGGCACAACACACCAGCACCUUCCGGUCCUGCGCCCCACACCGGCUAGCCUCGAGGAAACGGACCACGUUCGACGUCAGCAGCGGCUGGUUGAGCAGUCGCUGUAUCAGCGGACAUUGGGUAACCGUAACGCAGAGUCCGUUUUUCAAAUCGGGCGUUCGGCACGGGUUCGGAACUGCGCAGAGAAUAGAGCAAAGAAAACACAGGUUUUAUCGUAACACGCACGCUACCCCGUCAUACACCUGUCAGCUGCUGUAUGGGAACGUUUCACCUGACAGGCGAACAAUAACACCAAGAGCCACAGCAACACAACUCACACUGCGCGGCGCUGGAAUGUAACACGCACAUGAUGACGGUAAUUAUCGGCACCACUGCUACCCCCCGUCCGAAUGUACCACCACUACCACCACCACCGCGGUGACGACGUACUGCUGUCAUUUCGUCACGAGCCGAGGGCCGGUUCGACAGGUCGGCGGAUUGUCCACCACUUACGCUUGCCGAUCAGUCGGACAGCACAGGUAGCACAGCACACUGGUCGAUGCGUAUCGGUCGAGUGUACAACGGAAACUAACGCCGGUUAGGAAACUAACGUGAGCAUAAGCAGGUGGACGUUUCGUGGACGACGUGUCGCAGGGGCGGACGAUGAAACGGGCAAAUCUACCCCGGCUGCCAGGCGCUUUAGGGAACUCCUUUUGGGUGGUGGAAACGGGUUUUGCCUUUAUAUCGAGGGGAUUUUUUUUAGUUUCUCUGUUCCCUAGGCUCGACUAUAUGUAGAUAUAGCGUCGAGCAUUUGUAAUUACGCACGUGAUUAGCAUGUAGUUGUGUGCUGGGCCCGUGUGGGACCAAACGUUUGAUGGUUUCGUAUUUGUACGGAUUUGAAAUCGGCAAAUUUCACCAGCGUGUUGACAGGUAGAGGGCUUUUCCCUUUCGCUGUGCUGCUUUCCGGUACGUGUAACAGGUGGCCGGAUGAUUCAUGGAAUAGGUAAUUCACAAUAGCAAUCAAGUGCAUUCUAAAGAGUUGCAGGGUUUCUUACUUACUCUGAAAAUGGUAGAACCCUUUCAUGCAGCGUUGUAACCCAAGAGAGUGCGUCAUUAUGAGGCAUAUUCUAAACGGCAAUAGAGUCAUAAAGACGUAAUUUUUUGUGAUGUUUUCUAUAGAAAUCUUUGAAAUUAAUAAUAAGAAUCGAGUAAAAUUGAAAAUAGUUUAAACUUGUAUGUCACAAAGAUUCGAAAAAUACCUUGAACCUUUUCACAUUUAUUCAUUCUCACCUUAGUUCAAACACCCGGAAUUAAGAAAAAAUCCGUAACCUACAAACACAAAAUCCCUUAAACUGCACAGUUUCAGAUAGUCAUUUAAAAUUAGCCCUUGUCAGAUUUUUUUAUUUGUUGUUUUUUUAAGAGCGUGUUGAAUGGUAAUAUUGUAAAGUGCCAGAAUACACUAAACGAUUACUGUUCGCUUUGUGAAUGAAUAAAGGAACGAUCUAGUUCUUAUUAUUUAAUCAU
Anopheles arabiensis is the source of this 4045-nucleotide messenger RNA. RefSeq names its product CLIP domain-containing serine protease 2-like. Gene Ontology annotation, biological process: proteolysis. The record is from RefSeq and is a predicted model, not a curated record. Gene Ontology annotation, molecular function: serine-type endopeptidase activity. Lineage: Eukaryota; Metazoa; Arthropoda; Insecta; Diptera; Culicidae. The transcript is spliced from 5 exons. The coding region runs from base 84 to 1268 and encodes 394 amino acids.